Molecule: messenger RNA, 931 nt
Organism: Bombus pascuorum
Lineage: Eukaryota; Metazoa; Arthropoda; Insecta; Hymenoptera; Apidae
Gene: Trmt112
Product: multifunctional methyltransferase subunit TRM112-like protein
Exons: 4
Coding region: 329-703 (124 amino acids)
Biological process (GO): tRNA methylation; rRNA (guanine-N7)-methylation; peptidyl-glutamine methylation
Molecular function (GO): protein heterodimerization activity
Source: RefSeq, a predicted model, not a curated record
AGAGAUAAAUGGGCAAGAAUAACAGCUGAUUGCGUAUUUUCAUCAAGGCCAGGUGAUGUGGCUACUGUCAGUUUGAUGUUCAAACGAUUUUCCACCUUGGACUAUGAUAUAUACGUAUAUCAUAACAAAAAUAAUUAUAAAAUUAUUAUUUUCGUAAUAGAAUAUAGUCGUAUUGAACUGCGUCUUGAGAUUGGAGUAUGCAUAAGUCGGUAAAAGUCGGCAUCAAGAGUAACGUGCAAGGAACUUCUAACACAAAACCUUGACAACAAAAUCAUAAUUUUUUCAAAUUAUUUCAAUUAAUAAAACGAUCGAAUAAUAUUAUUAAAAAAUGAAACUUUUAACACAUAAUAUGUUAACUUCAAAAUGCUUGAAAGGUGUAACUGUUGGAUAUCCCCUCGGGAUUGUUGCAAAAGGUAUUAAAGUGUCAGAAGUAGAUUUCAAUCCAGAAUUUAUUGCAAGAAUAAUUCCAAAACUUGAUUGGGCUACAUUUUGGGAAGCUGCAGAAAGUAUAGGUCACGUUGGAGAAUUACCACAGACUUUGAUUCAAGAUUUUGAAACAAACGAGGAAUUUUUAAAAAUGGUUCAUCAUAUAUUAUUGGAAGUUGAAGUCAUUAAUGGAGAUCUACUAUGUCCAGAAUCUGGCAGAAAAUUCCCUAUUAACGAUGGUAUACCAAAUAUGCUCUUAAAUGAAGAUGAAGUUUAAUGAAUGAUAUUGCAGUAAUCAAAUUAGAUGCCAUCUGUAUCUUUUCUUUUUACAAAUACUAGACAUUUAUAUGUUGUACAUAAAAUGUUUUAUUCUUUUUUAUAACAUAUAUAAUUUGACUUGAUAUCUUUGUUAUUACAAUUAAUAUAAAAUGAUGUAAUAUAAAAUCACUAAUUUAAAAAUAACUAUGUAAAAGUUAUAGUAAAUUAAAUAAAUAUGUAAAAUUAA